Molecule: messenger RNA, 2448 nt
Organism: Periconia digitata
Lineage: Eukaryota; Fungi; Ascomycota; Dothideomycetes; Pleosporales; Periconiaceae
Source: the annotation of a GenBank genome assembly
UUCCAACUCCUCAUUCCCCGCUACCGCCAUCCAGUCUUCACCAGACGACACCACUCCAAAAGCAGUCCAGCACGCCAAACAAUCACGACAUCCCCCUCAAUGGCCAACUCGACAAAUUCUCAAGCCGUCAUGGCCGAGCUCGGUGGGAACCAUCAGCAACACCACAAGCUCAACCACGACACACCUUACCAACCCCACCAUAGCGGGAAACAUUACAACGCCUCGACAUCAAAUACCACACCCACUGUCCAAGGAUCGAGCAGUGAAGAAGCUUCAAAUGGAGACGAAGAGGCAGACAGCAGUACAACUCAGGGCGACGAUCAAGAUGAAGACGAAGAAGAACCGGAAGUGUUCGCCCCGUCUCACGGUCGGGGCAAAGGCAAAGGCAAGGGUAAACGCCCCGCCAUCCGUGUAGAUCCUGUUGAGGACGAUGAAUCCGAAGCCGAGGAAAACGACACCGUACCAUCCGCCAUGGGACUUUUCCCCAGAAAGCACACUGGCAACCACUCACUCACAACUAACAAAAAACGUACCUUCAGCAAUGUCUCCAAUACAUCUUUGCUCUUUGGAGACGAUGAAUCCGAAAAAUCAUUUCCCCGCCGCAAGAUGGCUCGGAAGCUCAGCAACAGCAACAUCAAGCCACUGCUGCAGUAUAAAGAGAACGCCAGUCAAGCUGUCGAGAACUCUGAGACCGCUAUCGAGUCAGAUGACGAAGACUACAGCGGCGUUAAUCUUGUCCCGGAUGACGACGACUACGAACAAGAAGAAGAAAGCUUCAUCAUGCAGGAUGCAUUAGAUGACAAUAAUUUCAAUUCGUUCAUGGGCAGCUUGAACGAUGCACGCCGCUUGAGCCUCGAAAGCCAUGUUAGUGACAGCAUCUUCGAUAUGACUGCCCCGCUGAGUGGCGCCUACCUCGAGGACUUGAGCUUCACCCAUGAUCAUCCAGGGUUUGGGCAGUUUUUCGAACAGUCUGAAGCUUUGCCUCUCUCGCCUCCCUCGCCUGAUCCCAUUGCCAAGAGAAAAUACUCGGAUAGCUCUACCAAGCGUGUCCGCUUUGACGAUGAGGUUCAAAUGUCCGAUAGCUCUAGCGCUUCUUCUUCCGAGCUUGAUAGCUCUCUAUAUCCCGACCUGUUCUUGGAGCAAGACAAGCUCCCUCCCAGUCUCACCCAGCUUCUGGACAUCGACUACGAUGAGGAUAAUGCAGACUAUGAUUCUGCGGCUUCCGAUAAAUCCUUCUGGGAUUAUGGCCAGGACGAAACAAGGCACUCAGCUCCGAGCAGGCCUAAUCCUCUAAAAGCCAUCGAUGAUCUUGAAGAUGAUGAAUCAUCCGACCCGGGCUCGAGUGGCUAUGAAACCGACAUAGGUGAUACCACUGACGAGUACGAAUCCGACGCCGAAUCGUUGGCUAAUCCCCAAACACCGUUGCAAAAGAAGUCGGUUCUGCACCGGCCAUCAUCUGCACCGGCUUCAAGGAUCUCCAGCCCGAUACCCUUCGCACGUUCAUCUAGACCAUCAGGCAGGGCAAUACCACCCACUCGUGGUAUCUUCAUUCACGAUGACAGUAACAAGGCAAUUGCUGUGACGAACCGCAAAACCAAGGCUUUGACUUUUUAUCGCCCUCGCGUCUCCGGAAAUCCUUGGGUCACGUCUUUCGGACCCCAGAGCAGUUCUAACAGCACUACCAAUAGCCCUCGCAAUUCGGUGCAGCAAUACAAUAACGGUUCCGACAGCGAAGUGAGCAAUGAGGUUUUCAAUAACCCUUACACUACCGACAUCAUGCUCACUGGCAUCUUUGGAGGAGCACCUACCGAUGAAUAUUUCUUUGGUGCCGACAGUGUUGGACCACCGGAAGCUUUCUAUCCAUUUGUCGCCGUCGGCACGAACGGUGCUAUUGUGGAUGAGGAGGGAGAAUAUGACGAAGAGGAGGACUAUGAGGAUGAUCUGAACAUCACUGACUUUAUGGACUUUGGCGAUGACGCUGAUGACACCGAUGUAGAUCAGGAGGAUGAUGAGACGGAUGCUCCGGCCACUCCUGCUGCCUCAACCAUGGCCAUGAACGGAUCAACGCCUGCUCGCCCCACUCCCAUGAGCGAGACCCCCUCUAACAGGAAGAGAAACGCAUCCGAUGCCAUGCUACAACACUUUGAUCGCGGAGUCGUCACUGCCUUUCGAAACAACCAGACUCGUUACCGCGAUGUUGCAUGCCUUCCUUCCGACCCUAGCAUUCGCGCAUCCGUGUCUAAACCCAUCCGAUCUGGCAAAUCUGCCGAGCAACUCAUGACACCCCUUCGAAAACGAUCUGGACCGAAGCGCCCUGCCAAGUCACCUUUUCAGCCCAGCUCCCCCAUGGUACAUGCCAGUUCUCCUCUUAAUGGCGUUACUCGAGCUUCUUCCAGGCUCUCGGCCCUUACUUCCCAUCGUACCCCGAAAAUGGGUACAUUCUCUUGA